GCGGAAGCAGCGAGGGCGGCGGGCGUCCGGCUGCGAGCGCGGCGGCUCCGGGCUGGGCCACCCAGGGGCGGCUCCGGGCGGCAGCGCGGCUGAGCGCUCAGUUCUACGGUUCCAGCCCGUGGUCUCCGUCCCGACGCCUGCGCCGCGCACUCGGCGUCCCGGCUCGGACCCCGGCGCCCAGCCCGUGGCCGUAACCUUGAGGCGGCGGCGGGGCCGGGCCGGGCCGGGCUGGGGGGCGGCGGCACUGGAUCCGAGGCCGGCCGGCCGCUGGCGGGAGAUGUCGAACCCCGGGACCCGUAGGAACGGCUCCAGCAUCAAGAUCCGUCUGACAGUAUUGUGUGCCAAGAACCUUGCAAAGAAAGACUUCUUCAGACUCCCCGACCCCUUUGCCAAGAUUGUUGUGGACGGCUCUGGGCAGUGCCACUCAACCGACACUGUGAAAAACACCCUGGACCCAAAGUGGAACCAGCACUAUGACCUGUAUGUUGGGAAAACCGACUCGAUAACCAUCAGUGUGUGGAACCACAAGAAGAUCCACAAGAAGCAGGGGGCUGGCUUCCUGGGCUGCGUGCGGCUGCUCUCCAAUGCCAUCAGCAGAUUGAAAGAUACCGGCUACCAGCGUUUGGAUCUAUGCAAACUAAAUCCCUCAGAUACUGAUGCAGUUCGUGGCCAAAUAGUGGUCAGUUUACAGACCCGAGACAGAAUAGGUGGUGGAGGGUCGGUGGUGGACUGCAGGGGACUGCUGGAGAGCGAAGGAACGGUAUAUGAAGACUCAGGCCCUGGAAGGCCGCUCAGCUGCCUCAUGGAGGAACCUGCCCCGUAUACAGAUGGCACCGGUGCAGCGGCAGGAGGUGGGAACUGCAGAUUUGUGGAGUCUCCAAGCCAAGAUCAGAGACUCCUGGUACAGCGACUCCGAAAUCCUGAGGUUCGAGGAUCCCUACAGACACCCCAGAACCGACCACAUGGCCACCAGUCACCGGAGCUGCCUGAAGGCUAUGAGCAAAGGACAACAGUGCAGGGACAAGUUUACUUUUUGCACACGCAGACUGGAGUCAGCACAUGGCACGACCCCAGGAUCCCCAGUCCCUUGGGGACCAUUCCGGGGGGAGAUGAAGCUUUUCUAUACGAAUUCCUUCUACAAGGCCAUACAUCCGAGCCCAGAGACCUUAACAGUGUGAACUGCGAUGAACUUGGGCCACUGCCUCCAGGCUGGGAAGUCAGAAGCACAGUGUCGGGAAGAAUCUAUUUUGUAGAUCACAAUAAUAGGACAACCCAGUUUACAGACCCACGGCUUCACCACAUCAUGAAUCACCAGUGCCAACUCAAGGAGCCCAGCCAGCCGCUGCAGUUGCCCAGUGAGGGCUCCGUGGAGGACGAGGAGCUUCCUGCCCAGAGAUAUGAGAGGGAUUUAGUCCAGAAGCUUAAAGUUCUCAGACAUGAGCUCUCUCUUCAGCAGCCCCAAGCUGGUCAUUGUCGCAUAGAAGUUUCCAGAGAAGAAAUAUUUGAGGAGUCAUAUCGCCAGAUCAUGAAGAUGCGACCAAAAGACCUGAAGAAGCGCCUUAUGGUGAAGUUCCGGGGGGAGGAAGGCUUGGACUAUGGUGGAGUGGCUCGGGAGUGGCUGUAUUUGUUGUGCCAUGAAAUGUUGAAUCCGUAUUAUGGACUCUUCCAGUAUUCCACGGACAAUAUUUACACACUGCAAAUCAACCCAGAUUCUUCUAUCAACCCUGACCAUCUGUCUUACUUCCACUUUGUGGGUCGCAUCAUGGGUCUGGCUGUGUUCCAUGGACACUACAUAAACGGGGGCUUCACAGUUCCUUUCUACAAGCAGCUCCUGGGAAAACCCAUCCAGCUGUCGGAUCUGGAGUCAGUGGACCCAGAACUUCACAAGAGCUUGGUGUGGAUUCUAGAGAAUGACAUCACGCCAGUACUGGAUCACACCUUCUGCGUGGAGCACAAUGCUUUCGGGCGGAUCCUUCAGCAUGAACUGAAACCCAAUGGCAGAAAUGUGCCUGUCACUGAGGAGAACAAGAAGGAGUAUGUGCGGUUGUAUGUGAACUGGAGGUUUAUGAGAGGAAUCGAAGCCCAGUUCCUAGCGCUUCAGAAAGGGUUUAACGAACUCAUUCCCCAACACUUACUGAAGCCCUUUGACCAGAAGGAACUAGAGCUGAUAAUAGGCGGCCUGGAUAAGAUAGACCUGAAUGACUGGAAGUCCAACACUCGGCUGAAGCACUGUGUGGCAGACAGCAACAUCGUCAGGUGGUUCUGGCAGGCGGUGGAGACCUUCGAUGAGGAGAGGGGAGCCAGACUCCUGCAGUUUGUGACAGGAUCCACACGAGUUCCUCUCCAAGGCUUCAAGGCUCUGCAAGGCUCUACAGGCGCGGCAGGGCCCCGGCUCUUCACCAUCCACCUGAUUGACGCCAACACCGACAACCUGCCCAAGGCCCACACCUGCUUUAACCGGAUUGACAUCCCACCCUAUGAGUCCUAUGAGAAGCUCUAUGAGAAGCUGCUGACCGCGGUGGAGGAGACCUGUGGCUUUGCCGUAGAGUGAAGAGCAGCCCGUGGCCACACAGUCUUGCUCACAACCACCAGACCCAAAGCAUAUGGCGUCUGCGCGCCUCCCGCAUGGCGGGCGGAGGCCUGAGAUUCCAGAAACCGAGGGAAAAGGCUCGUCUCCCUCCUCCUUUGGAGAAGGCAGGCCAGGGGACUUUCAUAGGUGGCUCCCACCCACUUAUUCCUCCUUUAUUAUAGUUCGCCCACUCCUCCAUCACCCAUCCAAUAAAACGCAGCCAGGUUUCGCCCUCAGCCUCCUUGGCAUGGUGGGAAGGCUGUGGUGUCUCCGGGAGCAUCAACCAUGGUCAGGGCCAAGCUGGGCCCCGAGGGUUUGCGUGGCCUCUGUACCAGCUCUCCCUCUAACUGUAGCCGCAAAGCCCCCUUUCAAGUUCAGCAGCUGCCAAUAGCUUACUGAUCUCAAAUUCCAGAGGCCUCGCAGGCUCGCAGCCUGUCCAGAUAGCAGGUGGAUCUCCAAGCAGGAGAUGAAGGCAGUGAACGCUUGCUGGAACUCCACUGUGGUAGGACACAGUGUUUUCCCCUUUCAGAGGUAAAGGAAUUGCAGCAGCCUUCACUGGAAGCCUGGGUACUUUUCACAGUGUCCUGGCUAAAAAUAAGGUUUUGCAGGGGAAAAAAUCUUUAAAAGUACAAUUUGCUGUGUUCUCUACCCAGUUUGAAAUUAUCACGUCAUGGAGCUAAGCAAAGAAUAACCAAAACCAGCCUCAGACCCCUGGGUCCAGCUCUGUUUCUGUGCCUGGGGAUCCAGAGGCUCCCAGCUGUCUUGAAAUGGACUCACAUAUGGGGAUUGCUAAGAGCUAAACUAACAGAACAACUUUGUCACCACAGCCAUUGGGUGGAACAGCAGGAGAGGCCGCUGACCUGGGGUCCCCUGAUGUAGCUCCCCAGGGUUGGUGCUGUGCACAGAGCAGGGUGUGAUGGGGCGCAUGGCAACAGGGUGGGGGCUUUACCUCCCUACAUGGCCCUCUUCCCCAUGGCAGCGGUGAUGCUAACAGUUCUACUCAGUUUGCUUGCUCAGUCUCCGAGCAAGGCCAAAGCCAGCCUAACACACGUCUAACAGCACUUCCGGUCGCACACGGCUUCACAGACGUUGACUCUUGCAGCCGAGCAGCUGGACUUAGAUAGCUGAGCUCUGGUGGAAGGCAGGGCAGCAGCCAGGUUUCCAUUUGUAGUUUUGUUGUUUUUGUUUGUGGUGGGGGUGAGAACAGGGUAAUUCAUUAGCAAGACAUUUCAUUGGUACCGGGGCUCAGGUUCAGCCACGAGUUCAAGUUGUAUGGGAGAUGAUCAGGAAGGUCCUGUUGGGACACUGGCUUUUGUGGUUUUUCUGUUGCUUCCCCUCAGGCUGAGGGUAGGGAAGUGUCCGCUGCUUCUGUCCAGUGUGGUCUGAAGCAGUGCUGAGGUGAUCGGGGGAGUGGAUUCAUAGGGCACAUACACCCCCUAACUGAAGAGGUUUGUCCAGCUUGGCCACUGGCACUACAGAGCAUGAGUCAGCUGCACUCUGGGUUGCCAGGGUGAGGAUGCUAGGUAGACCUCACUGCACAAGGACCGAACCCACCCCACCUCCCAGGCCAGACUGGGGCCUUAUUAGUCUCUCAAUUCUGCCUUGCCCCAGUAGGGCUUCUGUAAUUCAUCUACCUUCAAGCUUCUGAGGGUGUUCUAAAACCCAGCUCCCUCGUGACUCGUGGAUUUAAAAGGCGCAAGGAAGCCUGUGUCCUGAGUCUCAGCCAGUCCAUAGGAAGCAGCCAGCCCACACAGUGACACACUUUCUGGAGACCAGAACCCCUGCCUGUUGCCCUGGCACCGUCCCAGACUGCAGUGAUGAAGGACACCAGGGUUCUAUGCUUCGGGGAUGUGUGCAGGAGUGUCAGGUCAUACUGUUUGUGCCUCGGGAGUGAUGCGGGACAAGCCUUAGGAGUCCCGUGUCAGAUGCCCUCAGAGGAAGAUCCAGAGGCUGGGCCCUUCGGGGCCGACUGGCUGGCACACGCCACCCACUGAGGCUUCUAACAGUCACUGUGCCUGCACUGCUCGUGGGUUCCCCUCAUUGCCGGUUCUGAGUGUCACAACCUCCCCCAGGUCUGUUCAUGCGCAGCACUGUCGUCUGUUGGUAGCGCUGCACUUCCUUGUCUGUCUACCAUGGUUAGGCCCUUCUGACGCUCCUCAAAGACACUGCGUGGCCGGCCCACGGCACAGCUCCUGGUUGCCCUGCUUGGGUCUGGGUGAAGCCCUUUCAUGUCAGACCUCGGUCGUCCUAGUGGCCCCCAUCACCCAGACGCUUCAGGAGUCCGGCCCUCCAGGCUCCCCUCACCAGCGGCCGGCAGCCACACUCAGGGACGCAGCAAACACCACUCUGCUCGGCAGUGCUUCAGAGAGGACACCAGGCUGCAGCGGUGGUGUGGCAGCAGGUCGCCGUCUCCUGCUGUCUGUGAGGAGACUCUGCCACAAGAUGAGCCGCUAACCCCUGCCCUGGCUUGGCCACAAGGUCAGGUUCAGGUCGGGUGAACGCUGGGCUGACCUGCAGAGAACACGCCUCACCCUACCGCAGCCUGGGGCCACGUGGCAGCCUUCUGAAACAGUGUGGAUUUUUAAACUGUGUUUAUAAUGUAUUCUUAUUUAUUUUGUAAGGUCCUGUUUGAAGUGCUGCUGCUACCCCUAGUUGCUCCCCCAGUUUUUAUUGCCCAUUUACCUGUGACAGUUGUACACUAAUGUUCUAUGUCAGAAUGGAAAGUAUUUAAAGAAAUGCUAGUUCUAUUUAAUGCAGUUGUGGAACCAGCUGGAAACACAAAACGUUGACUGUAGAGCAGGCUGGACCCGGGAGGUCAGGUUCAUUUUGUUACAUAUGCAAUAAACUCACAACUUUACUUUUU
Messenger RNA from Rattus rattus (black rat), 5432 nucleotides. RefSeq names its product SMAD specific E3 ubiquitin protein ligase 1 (gene Smurf1). The record is from RefSeq and is a predicted model, not a curated record. Bases 278 to 2551 code for a protein of 757 amino acids. The transcript has 19 exons. Gene Ontology annotation, molecular function: ubiquitin protein ligase activity; protein binding. Lineage: Eukaryota; Metazoa; Chordata; Mammalia; Rodentia; Muridae. Gene Ontology annotation, biological process: ubiquitin-dependent protein catabolic process; negative regulation of BMP signaling pathway.